CUAGAGUGGCCUUCUGUGAGGCCAUUGGAUCGGCUGUUGAUAGGUGAAGUGGCCCUCUGUGAGGCCAUUGAAUCAACUGUUAUUAGGUGAAGUGGCCCUCUGUGAGGUGACUGGAUUGGCUAGAGUGGCCUUCUGUGAGGCCAUUGGAUCGGCUGUUGAUAGGUGAAGUGGCCCUCAGUGAGGCCAUUGAAUCAACUGUUAUUAGGUGAAGUGGCCCUCUGUGAGGUGACUGGAUUGGCUAGAGUGGCCCUCUGUGAGGUCACUGAAUCAGCAUUUGAUAGAUAAAGUGACCCUCUGUGGGGCCACUGGAUUGCCUAGAGUGGCCUUCUGAGAUCACUCGAUCAGCUGUUGCUGGGUGAAGUGGCCCUCUGUGAGGUCACUGGGAAAGAAAGGUGAUAUCUGUAUAUGAGGUAAAGGGAGGAAGGAUAGAAGAAAAAAAGGCGUGAAGAAAGGGAAAGAGGAGGAAGGAAAGAGAGGAGGAAGGAAGGAAGGAAGGAAGAAAUAAAAAGAAGGGAAGAGAAAGGAAAGAAAGAAGAAGUGUAUGACGGGAAAAGGAGGAAGGAAAGAAAGCUGCAAAUAGGUCUGUUGUUCCUCUUCCGUCUGUACUAGAAUGAAGGGCUUUGGCAUCUCUGACUCUCAAUGCUGUGGGGUCCUGGGAGUUGUAGUUUUACAAGGACGAGUGUUGAUGCCGCCCCAAACGAUAGCUCCCAGGAUUCCAUAGUUUUGAGCCAGGGCAGUUCAAAGUGGGAUGAAACUGCAUUAAUGUACGUUGAAGUGCGGCUUCAUUGGUCCUCUGUGGGACUCCCUGCUCCAAAUGUUAACAUUCCUGGCCCGAGGCAUCAAAAGCAAGGCCUCCCUUGUGCUGGUUGUUGUUGUGCGCCUUUGAUCCCAUUAGUAUUCCGGUGGCGCGGUGCGCUCCCUUCUCCUUUCAUUCAUGUUCGGUUCCAUGUCUGCAAGAAAAAGCCACGGGCGAUGCGUUUCCUCCGCUUCGGGAUUGGAAAACCCUUCCGUUCUUGCGACAAUCGCUGAGCCGGCAAGACCACAGCUCCGCUUUCCUGUGUGUACAUGAUUUGGGCCCAGCAAUAUAAAUAUGAUACCAAAAGAUAUAUAAACAACAAAGUACAGGUCUGAAAUCCAAGUUUGGUUUUGUCCCAACAGUUUGUCGUUGUCCGUCUCUUUUUUCUCUAUUUUCCAAAAGGUAACCCACAAAACACAAAAGCCUCUGCUUUGCAUACUUUUUCUCUCUCUCUCAGCUUCCUCAUUGCGUUAUUAUACAUAUUCGCUUCUUGCCAGAAAUGAAAAGACGAGGGGUGGAGCGACAAGUGGAACCAAAGAAGAAAAGGAGACCUCGCGGGUGAGGUUUUUCGGGGUGUCGUCGGAGACAUACAAGUCGCCACAAGCUUCCUCCCACUGAACCGUUUUGUUGCAAGUUGUCAAGAAGAAGAAGAAGAAGAAGGUUUCCUUUUCGGCUUCGAACAAAGCGCCUUUUAUUCGGACGCCUUUGGCACCGUUUUGGGCGGCCUUCCUCAUCAUGUCACACCUGCAGUUUAAGGACGUCUUUUGGUGCAAAGAGUUCACCGUUCACGCCGGAUACGAUGCGCUCCUGCAGCGGUUGCUGGACGGGCGGAAGAUGUGCAAAGAUGUGGAGGACUUGAUCAAACAAAGGGCACAGGCCGAGGAACGUUACGGGAAGGAGCUGGUGCAAAUCGCCCGGAAAGCGGGAGGCCAGACGGAAAUCAAUACUCUGAAGGCAUCGUUUGAAAUCCUAAAACAACAAAUCGAAAGUGUUGGGAAUCUGCACAUCCAGCUGGCCGUAACGCUAAGGGAGGAACUGAAGGCUCUGGAGGAAUUCAGGGAAAGGCAGAAGGAGCAAAGGAAAAAGUAUGAGGGCACAAUGGAACGGGCGCACAAGAACAAGCUUUCGAUGUAUAAGAAGACCAUGGAGUCCAAGAAGAGUUACGAACAGAAAUGCAAAGACGCGGACGAAGCCGAAGGAGCCUUUGAAAGGAUCAGUGCCGCCGGAAACCAGAAGCAAACAGAAAAAAGCCAGGCCAAAGCGAAGCAAUGCAAAGAAGCCGCCAAUGAAGCAGAAAGAGUCUACAAGCAGAACAUAGAGCUGUUGGAUCAGGCGAGAGUUACUUGGGAGCAGGAACAUAUCAGCACGUGUGAGGCUUUUCAACUCCAAGAAUGUGACCGGAUCACCAUCCUGAGGAACUCCUUGUGGGUCCAUUGCAACCAGUUGUCCACGCAGUGCGUCAAGGACGAUGAGUUAUAUGAAGAGGUCCGACUGAGCCUGGAGAAGUGCAAUAUAGACUCGGAUAUGGAUUGCUUCGUUCAGAGCAAGAUGACGGGAACAGAGCCUCCAGCGGCGAUUGGUUACGAAAAUUAUUACGAGAGAGCGACGUCUGCCAACGACAGAGCGAUUCCCACGAAAAGCUGCCACAGCCCCAUCCAGGCAUGCGGGAUGAUGAAGAGAUUCUCCGGAUUGCUUCACGGAAGCAACCGAAACGUCGCCGACAGCUCUAUCCCUUCGGCACCCGCCAUCGCUGAGAAACCAGAUGGUGUUUACGCUGCCAUCAAUGUGACCCACUCAGAAGAAAAUGCCUUGCCUCAGGACUACAAAGUGCUCUAUGACUACACAGCCCAGAAUGAGGAUGAACUAGACAUUCAAGCCGGGGACAUCGUCACGGUCAUCGAAGUGGGAGAAGACGGCUGGUGGACUGCAGAACUGGAUGACGAGCAUGGUUUUGUGCCUGGAUCCUAUCUAGAAAAACUUUGAGGAGAGGAAUGCUCUUUGGUGGCUUGCCCUGCCAAAUGUUUUACGCUCUCUCCCCAACUACAAGCAUUUUAUGUCUUUUCAUUCUAUGUAUACACAGUAUUACCCAUGGUUUUACUGAUCCAUGCCCAACAAAUAUAGGUCCUCUUUAGGCUACAUUUACAGCAUGGAUCUACAGUAUCCUUGGGCCAGAAGUCCUUUAUUAAAAUAAUAAUCCAAAUUUCACAUACCUAUGCAAAUGUAUCCCACUACUGGACUCAGGAUUGUACUGGUUGGAAAAGUUUGGUUUGGCUUGGACAGAUGUAGAAGCCACCUAAUUUGACUCAAUCUUAGUUCAGAAAUAUGUCUUCUUCAAGCUCCAAUUGACUCUAUCAACAAAAUCUUGUGAUUUCUCUCUCUCUCCUCCCUUUGUCAGAAUUUAAUCAGGUUUGCCAUCAAGAGGAGUCAGGAUUAUGGUGUUUUGCACCUUUAAAUUCUGAUCUAUUUAUUUUUUCAAAGAGGUUACUGUUAUGUGGCGCUGCCAUCGCAUCUCUGACACUGAUGACAUCUGUCUCUUCAGAUUCUCAGCUGCUAGGAACAAAACAGAAUAGCAGAGGUUUAGAGCUACUGUUUCCAGCAGCUGGGAAUUUGAGCAGAAAUAGCAAGAGGCAAGCGAGAGUCCUGAGAAAUAUCCGUACAAUCUCUUCCGAAGUAGCAAAGAGCUAUAUCGACCAAUCUGAUAAUAAACGUAAUACAUCAUAGUAAUAAUUAUACAACGCCGGCAUUUCUCGUUUCAUUCCCAGACCAUUGAACUUCUAUGGUGAACCCCAACAGGGACCAUAUUAACUCCAUAGCCUCUUAGUUUGGCAAUGGACACCUACUCUCUUAAUGUAGACAAGCAGAAGAAAUCUUAAAUUCCUCUUAUUUCACAAAUGAAGAUUCAACUAAAACUUGUAAACACCCAAUCGAACUGUGGUUUUGAGCAUCGGCAGAUCAUCUGAACACACAUGUAACAGAUUAAACAUAAUCCCAAUAAAACAACAUUGUGCCA
Anolis carolinensis (green anole) is the source of this 3806-nucleotide messenger RNA. It is a transcript of the gene pstpip1, whose product is annotated as proline-serine-threonine phosphatase interacting protein 1. The transcript has 15 exons. NCBI's taxonomy places the organism in Eukaryota, Metazoa, Chordata, Lepidosauria, Squamata, Anolidae. Gene Ontology annotation, cellular component: cytoplasm; actin filament; plasma membrane. The record is from RefSeq and is a predicted model, not a curated record. Bases 1532 to 2779 code for a protein of 415 amino acids. Gene Ontology annotation, biological process: actin filament polymerization. Gene Ontology annotation, molecular function: actin filament binding.